Sipha flava (yellow sugarcane aphid) is the source of this 2093-nucleotide messenger RNA. RefSeq names its product MAGUK p55 subfamily member 6 (gene vari). Gene Ontology annotation, molecular function: protein binding. Bases 169 to 2007 code for a protein of 612 amino acids. Lineage: Eukaryota; Metazoa; Arthropoda; Insecta; Hemiptera; Aphididae. Gene Ontology annotation, cellular component: cell-cell junction; plasma membrane. The record is from RefSeq and is a predicted model, not a curated record. The transcript is spliced from 12 exons.
GUGUGACUCUAGCUAGUCGUUGCACGCUCGCCGUCGCUCGACGACGUACACGCGCGUACGCGUCCCUUCACGGCGCCAUGGUCUGACCGCGUGUGUUCCGCUCCACCACCACCCGAUCACGUUUUUCGCGUUCGCAGCAAGCACGACCGUUACGCGAGUGUUCGCGACAUGGUGUUCUUCGGCAAAAAGAAAUCGGACCGCCGCGAACUGUUGGCCAGCAUGUCCAGCGUGGACCACAUAUCGUCCGCGCACUACAAGGUCCACGACAACGCUGCAUUUCAGCAUGUUCGAGAUAAUAUGGAUGAAAUCAACAACCAAGUAAAGGCUAAAGAGACUGAUAUAAUAUUUUUGAAAACAUUAAUGGAUAACCCGACUGUAGAGAAAAUAAUUAAGGUUCAAAACUGUUUGGAGGAGUGUGAAACUUGUGUUCCUGUAGCUAACAACUCCAAGCUUACAUUAAUUGAAUUGUGUCAUCUUUGUAAAUUGUCGAAACACCCAGUAGCCAAAGAAUUAUUGUCGAUACUCACCAAGUUGCAUUUUAAGGCUCUUUUAGAGAUUCACGAUAAAAUAGCCUUGAAGAGACUAAAAAAAACAUUAGACGUGUCUGAUUUACCUCCCACGCCCCCGACGCCACCUCAACAACAGCAGAACGGAACUAAAAUGUCUUCUCAAACGUACAAAAUAAUUGGUUUACGAAAGAAACCAGACGAACCUUUGGGUUUAACGGUUGAACAAGAUGAAAAUGGAAAUCUUAUUGUAGCAAGAAUAUUAUCAGGUGGUACAAUUGAAAAACAGGGGUUAUUGAAAAAAGGUGAUGUUAUUUUAGAAGUUAAUGGUGAACGGGUCGAAAGUCCUGAAGAUUUAUUGAACGAAGUUAGCCGUAGUAAAGAUACACUGCAGUUCCGAAUCGCUCCAGGAUUUUACAAUAAAAACACUAUUAAAACUCAACAAUGUUAUAUGCGAGCAUUAUUUGAUUACGAUCCAACAGAAGACAAUUUAAUUCCUUGUAAGGAAAUCGGUGUGUCAUUUAAACAUGGAGAUAUCCUUCAGGUUCUCGAUCAAAAAGACCCUAAUUGGUGGCAAGCAAAGAAAGUUGGUGAUAAUGAACUUCCAGGACUGAUACCGUCUCAAGAAUUGGAGGAAAGAAGAAAAGCUUUUGUGGCUCCAGAAGCAGAUUAUGUACAUAAAACCAGCAUUUGUGGAACUCGGAUUUCUAAAAAAAAAUGCAAGAAAAUGUAUCAGUCAAAAUGGAAUGGUGAAUUUGAUAAGGCUGAACUAUUGUUGUAUGAAGAAGUUACAAAAAUGCCUCCUUUUAAGAGACGUACACUAGCAAUAAUUGGUACAACUGGUGUAGGUAGACGGACAUUAAAAUGCCGUCUAAUAAACAGUGAUCCAGAAAAAUUCGCUGGAGUUAUACCAUAUACUACUCGACCACAAAGAGAAUUGGAAGAAAAUGGUCAGAACUAUUGGUUUGUCGAACGUGAUCAAAUGGAACAUGAUAUCCGAGAACAUAAGUUCUUGGAAUAUGGCGAAAACGGUGGAAAUUUAUAUGGCACAAAUUUGGAUUCAAUUCGCGAUGUCAUUAACCAAGGAAAAAUGUGUGUUUUAGACUGCAGUCCAGUGGCUUUGAAAAUUCUUCACAAUUCUUCAGAGUUUAUGCCCUAUGUCAUUUUCAUAGCAGCACCUGGUGUUGAAGUAAUGAAAAGUUUGUACGAUUAUUCGAGGAAUUUAGGAUACUCCAACCGGACAUUAACGUUUGAUCGUCAAAGUUCCAUUAGAUAUAGUUCUAGGAGAGCCCGUACUUUGGAAUCCCUUGCAUCGAUAUACGAGGAGGACGACGUAAAGAAGUCAUUAGAAGAAAGUGCUUGUUUGAAACGGAUGUACGAAAAGUACAUUGACCUCGUCAUCGUCAACGAAGAUUUUGAUAUGACAUUCCGAAAAGUGGUCGAAGCCUUGGAAAUCAUAUCUAAUGAACAUCAAUGGGUGCCUGUAAAUUGGGUAUAUUAAGAUACGUCACAUUUAAACAAAACAACGGUAUAUAUUAUACUUUCCUUUUUAUACAUAUAUAUUUAUCGUUUAUUUCAACACAAUCA